Messenger RNA from Auanema sp. JU1783, 876 nucleotides. The record is from the annotation of a GenBank genome assembly. Lineage: Eukaryota; Metazoa; Nematoda; Chromadorea; Rhabditida; Rhabditidae.
AUGAAGGCUUGUAUGGAGGAUUCACGUGAAUCUGCCUACAAGGUCAUCAUUCUAAUUUCCUUAUCAGCUACUGUUAUUUCAAUAUCUUUUAUGUCCUCAGUUGUACCUAUUCUAAGUCAAUUCGCUAACUCGAUUGAAAAUCAAAUCGAGCGUGACACUUAUUAUUGUGAGGAAAACUAUGCACAUUUGAGCUCUCUUACAAAACUGUUAGCACGCAAUGCAACGAGAGAUAAGAGAAGUUGGGAGAACAAUGAAGAUUCUUGCACAUGUCGCUUUCCGAGAGGGCCUCCUGGUUUAUCAGGUAGAGAUGGGUUGCGUGGAUCAAAAGGAGCUGUCGGAGCAACAGGCUUACCAGCGCGUUUGCCAUGUCAACCUCUUCCCGACUUGAAGAAGAUAUGCGCAGAUCCCUGUCCAACAGGAGAACAAGGAGUUCCUGGAAUUCAAGGACCUCCGGGUGAAAAAGGCAUUGUUGGACCGGUAGGCAGACCUGGAAAACGAGGGUUGGAUGGAAGAUUAGGAUUGAAGGGUGAACCUGGUCCACGAGGAAUUCCUGGUUUAGGUGGAGAGAUGGGUGAUGCAGGAACCGAUGCUGUUCAACAACCGUUCAUUCCUGGUCCACCGGGAGAGCAGGGAGAAGAAGGGCCAAGUGGUCCUCCAGGCCCACCUGGUAUGCCUGGUAUAGAUGGACACCAUGGCCCAAUGGGACCAAGGGGGAAAAAAGGUAAAGAUGGGUUCCCUGGUUCUAAAGGAGCUGUAGGAUUGGAAGGACCUAUGGGCGACUCAGGUGAUGAAGGAGAAAAGGGAGUUUGUCCGACCUACUGUGCUACAGAUGGAGGAGUGUUCUUCGUUCAGCCACCUGAUUGGUUCUUCCAAUAG